Molecule: messenger RNA, 2260 nt
Organism: Gossypium arboreum
Lineage: Eukaryota; Viridiplantae; Streptophyta; Magnoliopsida; Malvales; Malvaceae
Exons: 9
Coding region: 109-1821 (570 amino acids)
Source: RefSeq, a predicted model, not a curated record
CCUCUCACACACUCUCUCUCCCUCUUCAACAACAUCAUUCAUCUCUGGAAGAUCUGCAAACAAAACCCUCCACCUCCAUUUUAUUUAUUUUUUUUCCGCUUCAAAGCGAUGAGCGACCCCAUGGAACCAUCUACUUCAAAGAGCGACCCUAAUCCAAUUAUUAGCCCCAUCACUCUACUCCACCCACGACGCGAGCCUUUCGAGCAUGGCCUCUUACCUAUCCAGAAGCUCAUUUUCACCGACCCCCUCCAAGCCCUAAUCCCUCUCAAGCAAAAGCUCGCUUCUUCUUCUUCUUCCUCUACUCAUCGAGUCAACUCGGAUGCCCUCGCUGAUGCGCUCCAGAUCUCAUCCGAACAUGCGCGUCUCAUCCUUGAUACUCUCGCCUCGGUGCUCCACUCGGAGCCCGACCCACUCGUCAAUGCCCACCCCGACGAUGUAGACUCUGUUGGUUCCGAUUUGAGUGAUCUGAUCUUGUUUUUGUACAUUCAAUCGUAUAAGAGGCUUUUGCCACGCUCGCACAAAGACUCUGCUGCCGUUGCGGAUGUUUGGCCUUCCACCUCAGCUUUUGACGGUUAUUUGUCGGCUCUUUCACCUUUGCAGCUUGUCCGCAGCAACACACGUCGGUUUAUGCCAUCACAGGCUGAUGAAGAGGCUCAUCAAUUGUCAUAUCUUCAAAAGCACUUGGCUAAUAUUAUGUCUCUUUUGUCAGAGCCUGUGGAGGGGGAAGGCGAAGAGUCUCUGGUUUUAACCAUGGAGGGAUUUGAACACCUUGGAUUUUUGAUUCAAUUUGGUGAUAAGGGAUCUGAAGGAAUUCCUUUAAGCCAAGCUGCUCCAUUUUUUGCUAAUUCAGAUCCAGACAUGCCUGCUGUUCCCGUUCCAGCAUCACAAGUCCUUGAUUGGCUUCUAGAAAAUAUAGCUUCUUCUUUGGAGCAUAUCACUGACAAAAUAUCUGCAAAAGAAAAUGGUCCUCAAGGUGGCUCUGAUCAGGAUGUUGCAAUGGCUGACGCUAGUUCAAGUUCAGCUAGAGCCUCACCAAGUGCGAGGAAUUGUUGCUUCAUUGAGGGAGUCUCUAAAUCAUCCUAUGUAAAGCAGGCAUCUGAUCUCAAACAUUCUUCUAUGAAGGUCAUUAAUUGCCAUGAUUCAGUCAUUUACAUUUUAGCACCUUUGAGAUAUGCUACCAUUUAUGGAUGCUCUGAUGCUACUAUAGUCCUUGGAGCUGUUGGCAAGGCAGUAAGAGUUGAACACUGUGAGCGAGUUCAUGUGAUAAUAGCUGCAAAGCGAGUCUGCAUUGCAAAUUGUCGUGAGUGUCUAUUCUUUUUGGGAGUGAAUCAGCGCCCCCUUGUUGUGGGUGAUAACCACAAGCUACAGGUGGCACCGUAUAAUACAUUCUACUCUCAGUUGGAGGAGCACAUGGCUGAAGUUGGCAUUCAGGCCACUAUGAAUAGAUGGGAUGAACCUUUGGCACUUGGAGCGGUUGAUCCACAUGAUUCAUUAUCUCAUCCUGCAGGUGUUUCUGAUGCGCAAGCAGAGUCAGCUGCACAGUUAGAUCCUGAUCAGUUCACAAAUUUCCUGAUUCCAAACUGGUUUGAAGGUGAAUCAGCUGGGUCGACAAAGGAUAACCCAUUCCCCUUACCUGAUGCAUACUUGAAAUCUCAACUGAGAAAUCAAAAGAAUUUGAGUGAGAUAAAGCAAAUAUUGAGAGAAGCUCCGCUUGAAGAAAAUCGCAAAAGAGAACUGUCAUGCGCGCUGCAUGUAUACUUCAAGGACUGGUUAUAUGCUUCCGGUAACAUACGUCAGCUAUACUGCUUACAAGGUGAUUGAAACCUUGAGGUUACGCGGCGUGAUUAGACAAGUUUAUGGUUUUAAUUCAUUUUCAAGCCCUUUGCCAGAUGGGCGGGUCAUUUCUGUUGGGGGACAAGAGACAAGCUGAGAAGAGAAUCAGCAUAUUGUAAUUUGGAAGGGCAACAAAAUUUUUUAAUGGAUUGGCAGGGAGUCAUGGGCAGAGAAUGGAAGCAAUUAGAUAAAAGACAAUGCUAAUCUGAAUGUAAUAUUUUUGGAUGAAAAAGAUAAAUAAUCUUUUGUAGUGUAAUAUUUGUUAACCUAGGUCUCCAGUGUUUUGUGAAUUUUGUCAUCCCCUUGAUCUAGCCACGAGUGAAUUUUAUUACUUCAGUCUCAUCUUGGAGAAGUGUGUAAUCUAGCUUUUCAUCGACUUCUUUAAAUUUAUUGGACAUAAAAAAAAAAAAAAAAAGAACUGUUUGCA